This is a messenger RNA of Paramecium pentaurelia, 132 nucleotides long. Lineage: Eukaryota; Ciliophora; Oligohymenophorea; Peniculida; Parameciidae. The record is from the annotation of a GenBank genome assembly.
AUGACCAUAUAAUUUUAAUUUCUGUUGUCCUGUCUUGAAAUCCCAUAAAAAAAUAGAGUUAUCUGCACUCUACGAGAUGCUAUUGUUGUACCAUCAGGAGAAAAGCUUACAGAAUAAACUGAACCACAAUGA